GGUACUGAGAUCGCUCUGUAGUCAGUCAUUCCGAGUUACUCUUGUUGUUCGUUGAAUUUGUGACACAUUAAAAAUAAUUUGUACUUACAAGAAAAAGGUUGAACAGAGCGAUUUUUAAACUGAGCUACUUCUAUAACAAGAAAAAUGAAGGGAGCCACAGCUCUACUUUUAAUAGGCUUAAUAGCCUAUGUCUCUGCGAAAGAAGAUAUUGGAACUGUCAUUGGAAUUGAUUUGGGUACAACGUAUUCUUGCGUUGGAGUUUACAAAAAUGGAAGGGCAGAAAUAAUAGCCAAUGAUCAAGGAAAUAGAAUUACUCCUUCAUAUGUGGCAUUUACUUCUGAUGGUGAACGCUUAAUUGGAGAUGCAGCAAAGAAUCAGUUAACAACAAAUCCAGAAAAUACAGUUUUUGAUGCCAAAAGGUUAAUUGGUAGGGAAUGGUCAGAUCCUACGGUACAACAUGAUAUUAAGUUCUUCCCAUUUAAAGUAAUUGAAAAGAAUAACAAACCACAUAUAAGAGUAUUGAUCAGUGGUGAAGAAAAAAUAUUUGCACCAGAAGAAAUCUCAGCUAUGGUUCUUGGUAAAAUGAAAGAAACUGCUGAGGCAUAUUUGGGCAAAAAAGUUACCCAUGCUGUUGUUACUGUACCUGCUUACUUUAAUGAUGCCCAAAGACAGGCUACCAAAGAUGCUGGUACUAUUUCUGGACUUGUUGUUAUGAGAAUUAUUAAUGAACCUACAGCUGCAGCCAUUGCUUAUGGUUUGGACAAAAAAGAUGGAGAAAAGAAUGUGUUAGUUUUCGAUUUGGGUGGUGGUACUUUUGAUGUUAGUUUACUUACCAUUGAUAAUGGAGUGUUCGAAGUGGUGGCAACAAAUGGUGACACUCACUUGGGAGGUGAAGACUUUGAUCAACGUGUAAUGGAUCAUUUCAUCAAGCUUUAUAAGAAAAAGAAGGGCAAGGAUAUUCGUAAAGAUAGUAGAGCUUUACAGAAGUUACGACGUGAAGUUGAAAAAGCUAAGAGAGCACUCAGUGUUAGCCAUCAAGUAAGGAUCGAAAUCGAAUCAUUCUUCGAAGGUGAAGAUUUUUCGGAGACUUUGACGCGUGCGAAAUUCGAGGAGUUGAACAUGGAUCUUUUCCGUAGUACUUUAAAACCUGUACAGAAAGUCUUAGAAGAUUCUGAUAUGAACAAGAAAGAUAUAGAUGAAAUUGUACUUGUUGGAGGAUCUACUAGAAUUCCAAAAGUUCAACAGUUAGUUAAAGAAUUCUUUGGCGGUAAAGAACCAUCUCGAGGUAUAAACCCCGACGAAGCUGUUGCAUAUGGUGCUGCUGUGCAGGCAGGUGUACUGUCCGGAGAGGACGAAACAGAGGCUAUUGUACUUCUUGAUGUUAAUCCACUUACUAUGGGUAUCGAAACAGUUGGAGGUGUGAUGACUAAACUUAUUCCUAGAAAUACUGUCAUUCCGACGAAAAAAUCGCAAAUUUUCUCUACGGCGUCAGAUAAUCAACAUACCGUUACGAUCCAAGUAUAUGAAGGUGAACGUCCAAUGACAAAAGACAAUCAUCUUCUUGGUAAAUUCGAUCUUACUGGUAUUCCACCGGCACCUCGAGGAAUACCACAAAUUGAAGUCACUUUCGAAAUUGAUGCUAAUGGUAUUCUUCAAGUAUCCGCUGAAGAUAAAGGAACUGGAAAUCGCGAGAAGAUUGUUAUUACCAAUGAUCAAAAUCGACUUACACCCGCUGAUAUUGAAAGAAUGAUUAAGGAUGCUGAAAAAUUCGCGGAUGACGACAAGAAACUAAAGGAACGAGUAGAAGCACGUAAUGAACUUGAAUCGUACGCGUAUUCUCUAAAGAAUCAGUUAGCUGAUAAAGAGAAACUUGGAUCAAAGGUUAGCGAUUCGGAUAAAACUAUGAUGGAAGAAGCUAUCGAAGAAAAGAUUAAGUGGCUGGAGGAUAAUCCAGAUACAGAUCCAGAGGAAUAUAAGCAACAGAAGAAAGAACUUACCGAUAUUGUUCAGCCCAUUAUUGCCAAAUUGUAUCAAGGUGCCGGUAACGGAGUUCCACCGACUAGUGGGGACGAUGAUGAUCUGAAGGACGAACUUUAACUAUAAGAAAAUCAACACUUGUAUUCGUCCUAAUAUAGACUGAAUUAACAACAGUCUCGUGCAAAUGUUGCAGAGAUUAAUACGUCGUUGACACGUCGACUAUAAAAGACUGAUCGACGAACGUUCGUUUAUUCAUUAAGUUACGUCAGUACUAAACAAUACACGGUUGUGAAAGUGGCACUGUGUAUUGUUCCGUAGUGUAUUUGUCACAUAAGACACAACAGUCAUCUUGAUCUUCUGGUUAAAAGAAAAAAAGGAAUAUACCUGAUGGAAAGAAUUUUACUACUGGAAGUAGCUUUUCCAAUUUCCAGAGAAGAUUCUGUGCGUUGUUUUAAUUUAAUUAAUUGUUUUGUAUGUUCCAUUACAUGUAAUCAUCUAAGCCAGUUGUAUAAUUCGCAUUACAGAUUUUGCAGCAUGGGUGAGAAUUAGAGUGAUUGAGCAAGUGUGCAUGACUUGCGCCUAUUACUAUCUGUAGAAAAACUAUAUCGUACUAUGUACAAUAUAGGUGUUCUGUGUGAAUGAACGUCAUAUGUAUCAGUAUCACGGAAAUAAACAUUUUUUCAAUAAAUUAUAGAUAUCGUUGAACGUCUUA
Megachile rotundata (alfalfa leafcutting bee) is the source of this 2689-nucleotide messenger RNA. RefSeq names its product heat shock protein 70 cognate 3 (gene Hsc70-3). The record is from RefSeq and is a predicted model, not a curated record. Gene Ontology annotation, molecular function: ATP-dependent protein folding chaperone; ATP binding. NCBI's taxonomy places the organism in Eukaryota, Metazoa, Arthropoda, Insecta, Hymenoptera, Megachilidae.